Phyllostomus discolor (pale spear-nosed bat) is the source of this 1294-nucleotide messenger RNA. RefSeq names its product metaxin 2 (gene MTX2). The record is from RefSeq and is a predicted model, not a curated record. Bases 207 to 1010 code for a protein of 267 amino acids. Gene Ontology annotation, cellular component: SAM complex. The transcript is spliced from 10 exons. Gene Ontology annotation, biological process: mitochondrion organization. NCBI's taxonomy places the organism in Eukaryota, Metazoa, Chordata, Mammalia, Chiroptera, Phyllostomidae.
GCUGUCAGCUGCGCCGGAAGUUCCUGGUUCUGCCUGGCGGUAACCUUGGGGUCUUCACUGCCACCUCUGCAGUGGUGGUGGGCUUUGCGCGUCCGAGUCUCGGCCUAGGCCAGGCUUGUUAGCUGCCAGGAGCCGCAGGGGUUGUGCAGAAGGACGCUGCGGGCCGCGGAGAGCAGGAACCACGGGCGCAGGACCGCCCGGCCGACAUGUCUCUAGUGGCGGAAGCCUUAGUCUCGCAGAUCGCAGCUACAGAACCUUGGCCUGAAAAUGCUACAUUGUAUCAGCAACUGAAAGGGGAGCAAAUUUUGCUUUCUGACAAUGCAGCCUCUCUUGCUGUACAGGCCUUUUUGCAAAUGUGUAAUCUGCCUAUCAAAGUGGUUUGUAGGGCAAAUGCAGAAUAUAUGUCUCCAUCUGGUAAAGUACCAUUUAUUCAUGUAGGAAAUCAAGUAGUAUCAGAACUUGGUCCAAUAGUCCAAUUUGUUAAAGCCAAGGGCCAUUCUCUUAGUGAUGGGCUGGAUGAAGUCCAAAAAGCAGAAAUGAAAGCCUACAUGGAAUUAGUCAACAAUAUGCUGUUGACUGCAGAGUUGUAUCUUCAGUGGUGUGAUGAAGCUACAGUAGGGGAGAUCACACAUGCUAGGUAUGGAUCUCCUUACCCUUGGCCCCUGAACCACAUUUUGGCCUAUCAGAAACAGUGGGAAGUCAAACGCAAGAUGAAAGCCAUUGGAUGGGGUAACAAGACUCUGGACCAGGUCCUAGAAGACGUGGACCAGUGCUGUCAGGCGCUUUCCCAGAGGCUGGGAACACAACCAUAUUUCUUCAAUAAGCAGCCUACUGAACUAGACGCACUGGUAUUUGGCCAUCUGUACACUAUUCUGACCACACAGCUGACCAAUGAUGAACUUUCUGAGAAGGUGAAAAACUAUAGCAACCUUCUUGCUUUUUGUAGAAGAAUUGAACAGCACUUUUUUGAAGAUCGUGGUAAAGGCAGCUCAUCUAUCAGAUUGUCUUAGAGUUAUGUGUUAAUUUAGUUAUUAUUAUACAAAAUUUAACUUUUGAGAUAUGUGUUACUUGAAUGACAUAAUAAUGGUAUCAGAAUUUUAAAACCAAAACACUGCUUCUUGAAACCUCAAAAACAAGUUAUAUAGUGUAUCUUAUACAUGUACUUUAUACUGUUGUUUAUGUGUACACACUGAAAUAAUUCUGAAUGAUUUCAUUUGAUAUGUUGAAUUCUGUAUCUUGAAAUUUUUGUUUUCUUGAAAUGUAUGCAUAUAAAAAUAAACCCUUAACAACUGUA